AUGAUCAAAGGUAGCGACGUGUAUGAUGUAGUGGCAGCUAUUGUGCCCCUCUACGUGGCUUUGAUCUUAGCAUAUGGCUCNGUCCGUUGGUGGAAGAUCUUCACCCCAGAACAGUGCUCUGGCAUAAACCGUUUUGUGNNUGUUUUUGCNGUGCCCUUNCUCUGUUUUCNUUUCAUAUCCANCAANNACCCUUACACCAUGAANUUCAGGUUCUUAGCCGCGGACUCUCUUCAAAAGGUUGUGAUUUUGGUUGCACUUGUUCUGUGGAACGCUUUCACAAAAUGGGGUAGCCUUGACUGGACCAUCACACUGUUCUCACUCUCCACUCUCCCCAACACGCUCAUCAUGGGGNUUCCUNUUCUNAAAGCCAUGUACGGAGANUUCACAGGCACCCUCAUGAUCCAAAUUGUGGUUUUUCAGAGUGUGAUUUGGUACACUCUCUUGCUGUUCAUGUUUGAAUAUAGAGCGGCUAAGCUACUCAUUAUGGAGAAUUUCCCUGAUACAGCAGCUUCUAUAUCCUCCUUUCGAGUUGAUUCACAUGUUGGUUCUCUGGGUGGUCGAGAGAUGCUAGAAACUAAUGUAGAAACCGGAGAAGAUGGGAAUGUUCACGUAGUGGUGAGGAGCAUGUCACGUUCUGUGUCCGUUGCAUCAAACCUCACUGGGAUUAGGAUCUAUUUAGAGGAGUCGUCUAGAGAACCAAAGCUGGGAAGAUCAAAUUUUAGUGCCACAGAUUUGCACCCACAUGGUCUGAAAAGAGAGAGGAUGUCGAAAAUUCAUGACAAGAGUUUCUCAAGGAGCAAGACCAUUGGUCAUAGUUUGGUUUCUCCGUAUCCGUUUCUGAAACCAACAGGGGACAAGGAGACAAACAGUAACAAGGGUUUGCACAUGUUUAUGCCAACUUUACCAACUUCUGAUCCUAAUGUGAGACAUGCUGCGAAUAAUAGAGUUGGAUCUUACGAGUUUGAGACCAUUGAAUCUUCAAACGAUGUUGAAAAUGAAGGUGUCGAAGAUCCUGUAUUGAAGAAUCAGAUGAACAGCAACAGUGAAGGAGAUUCAAACAGAAGGAAAGAAAUGCCUCGUGCCAGUGUCAUGAUAAAGCUUAUUCUCACCAUGGUUUGGAGGAAUCUCAUAAGAAACCCUAAUACCUAUGCAAGUGUUUUGGGUCUUGUUUGGUCUCUUAUAUUUUUUAGGUGGAACAUGAAGAUGCCAUCUAUAAUAAAAGGUUCCAUAGACAUAAUAUCUAAUGCUGGGUUGGGAAUGGCCAUGUUCAGUUUAGGUCUGUUCAUGGGAUUACAACCGAAAAUCAUUACUUGUGGGAAAACCCGAGCUAUGAUUUCAAUGUUAGUUAAGUUCUUGGUUGGUCCAAUGGUGAUUCUUGCAACCUCCAAAGCCAUGGAUAUCAAUGGAGUUCUUCUAANAGUUGCAGUGAUCCAGGCUUCUCUUCCAGAGGGUAUUGUUCCCUUUAUAUUUGCCAAAGAAUAUAAUCUUCAUGCAGACAUACUCAGCACAGCGGUUAUCUUUGGAAUGGUGGUUGCUUUCCCAGUAACAAUAGUAUACUACGUGAUUCUUGGACUCUAAAACUUUUCUUAGAAAAAUAACUAUGCUUUGAAGAGAAGCAUUAUGCUGCAUAUCUAAUUAAUGCAGAUUGUAGUAUUGUUAAAUUUAAUUUUUCGUUUACAUUAGGAUUGAAGUAGGGUUAAAUUUAAACACCUUUGGUUUAUUUAAUUUUUAUUUUAAAAUUUAUAUAUUGUAUUUUCUUUGUCAUGAUUUGACAUUGAAGAGGAGAUACACGUCUUCGUGGAGCUAAAUUCUUGAUAUUCCUUAUUGUACUUUGUUUGUGACACCAAUG
Messenger RNA from Vigna radiata var. radiata (mung bean), 1849 nucleotides. Its product is annotated as auxin efflux carrier component 2-like. Bases 1 to 1578 code for a protein of 525 amino acids. Gene Ontology annotation, cellular component: plasma membrane; endoplasmic reticulum. Lineage: Eukaryota; Viridiplantae; Streptophyta; Magnoliopsida; Fabales; Fabaceae. The record is from RefSeq and is a predicted model, not a curated record. The transcript has 6 exons. Gene Ontology annotation, molecular function: auxin efflux transmembrane transporter activity. Gene Ontology annotation, biological process: auxin polar transport; auxin export across the plasma membrane.